Messenger RNA from Lentinula edodes (shiitake mushroom), 849 nucleotides. RefSeq names its product fatty acid elongase. Gene Ontology annotation, cellular component: endoplasmic reticulum membrane. The record is from RefSeq and is a predicted model, not a curated record. Bases 1 to 849 code for a protein of 282 amino acids. NCBI's taxonomy places the organism in Eukaryota, Fungi, Basidiomycota, Agaricomycetes, Agaricales, Omphalotaceae. Gene Ontology annotation, molecular function: fatty acid elongase activity. Gene Ontology annotation, biological process: sphingolipid biosynthetic process; very long-chain fatty acid biosynthetic process; fatty acid elongation, saturated fatty acid. The transcript has 7 exons.
AUGGCACCACUCGCUGACUUCCUUUUGUCCGUCUUACCUGUUUCUCUUCCAUCCUAUCUUACUUCUUUUAUACCCGGAAAGACGCCUCUCUCGACCAACACUGAGGUCCUCACCACUUUGGCUUCAUACCUGGCCGUGAUAUUUGGGAUUCAGGCAUACAAGAAAAACCGACAACCCCAGAAACUCAACACGCUCUUUCAAGCCCAUAAUGUCAUUCUGAGUUCAGGGAGCUUGCUACUGCUCGCCCUCAUGCUAGAGGAAAUUCUUCCUAUAGUUUGGAAAAAUGGCCUCUAUUUCGGUAUUUGCGCGCCUGAGGCAUGGACUCCGAGAAUGGAAUUUUACUAUCUAGUCAACUAUUACUUCAAAUAUCUCGAAUUGCUGGAUACAGUGUUUUUGGCGUACAAGAAGAAACCGCUUGCAUUCUUACACGUCUUCCAUCACUCUGCCACUGCUUUGCUCUGCUACUCUCAACUUGGCGGCAAAACCAGCAUUUCCUGGACCGUGAUCACACUCAACCUGUCCGUGCACGUUCUAAUGUACUACUAUUAUUACGCCACUGCUGGCGGGAAGCGAAUUUGGUGGAAGAAAUAUUUGACCUCAAUGCAGAUUGUUCAAUUCAUAAUCGACUUGUUCAUCGUGUACUUUGGCACCUGGCAACACUUCGCAUUCAGAUAUCAAUCCCAUCUACCUCAUGUCGGUGAUUGUGCCGGAUCAGAAACCGCUGCACUUUUCGGUUGCGGGCUUCUGACCAGCUACCUCGGGCUUUUCAUCAACUUCUACAUCCAAACUUACAAGAAGCCAGUCAAAGGAUCAAAAGCCACGAAUGGACAUGCCAACGGAAAAGCGUGA